Helobdella robusta is the source of this 165-nucleotide messenger RNA. RefSeq lists its product as hypothetical. Gene Ontology annotation, cellular component: nucleus; transcription regulator complex. Gene Ontology annotation, molecular function: RNA polymerase II cis-regulatory region sequence-specific DNA binding; DNA-binding transcription factor activity, RNA polymerase II-specific. The record is from RefSeq and is a predicted model, not a curated record. The annotation marks the transcript as partial. The transcript is spliced from 2 exons. Gene Ontology annotation, biological process: regulation of transcription by RNA polymerase II. Lineage: Eukaryota; Metazoa; Annelida; Clitellata; Rhynchobdellida; Glossiphoniidae.
AAAAGAGAAUUACGAUUACUUAAAAAUAAAGAGGCAGCCAAAGAGUGUCGACGGAAGAAGAAAGAGUACGUACGAUGCCUGGAGAACAGGGUCGCUGUACUCGAGAACCAGAACAAAACACUAAUCGAGGAAUUGAAAUCGCUGAAAGAAUUAUACUGCCAAAAA